Molecule: messenger RNA, 1059 nt
Organism: Saccharomycopsis crataegensis
Lineage: Eukaryota; Fungi; Ascomycota; Saccharomycetes; Ascoideales; Saccharomycopsidaceae
Product: RTA1 domain-containing protein
Exons: 1
Coding region: 1-1059 (352 amino acids)
Cellular component (GO): plasma membrane; fungal-type vacuole
Source: RefSeq, a predicted model, not a curated record
AUGAGUAGUAGUACCACAUUAACAGCUGGUAUUCAACUGGCAACUGCCACUGCGGUAGCUACAACGGCUGUUAAGGAUUUAGACUCUUUGUACUCUUAUAUUCCUUCCGAAAGCGGUAAUUUCGCCUUUGCAGUUUUGUUUGCCAUUGCGAUGGCGGCUCAUGUUGGUCUUGCAAUGUGGUACAAACAACGAUGGACAGGGGUUACUUUCUUCUUUGGCUUAGGUUUUGAAGUCAUUGGGUAUGCUGCCAGAACCUUAGCUCACGAUAAUCCUACUAAAGAUGGUGAAUAUUUGACACAAAUCACCUGCUUAACGAUUGCUCCAUGUUUCAUCAUGGCGUCUUAUUAUUACCUACUUGGGAAAUUGGUAAUGAUUUAUGGACCACAAUUCUCUAUGAUUCCCCCAAUCUAUUAUUCUUAUAUAUUUAUUAUAAGUGAUAUCAUUUCCCUUGUGUUGCAAGCUGCUGGUGCCGCCUCUGCCGCUGAAGCUUUGGUAAACCAUAAGGAUACUCAACUAGGAACCAACAUCAUGGUAGGGGGUUUAGCAUUCCAGGUAGCCAGUAUGACGGUGUUUAUAUUCUUUUGGGGUUAUUUCUUCUAUAAUGUUUAUUUUAAAUCUUCUGAACAAGGGAACCAUUCGAAUCACCAAUUGACAAUUUGGAAUUUCUCCAAUACUGAUUAUAAGGACGAGAUUUUCAACCCACAAUUCGCACAUGUGAGAAAACAUAAAUUGUUUAAAUGGUUUCCAUUUGCAGUGUCUUUUGGAACCAUUGCCAUAUAUACCAGAUGUAUCUACAGAGUUAUUGAAUUGGCAGAAGGUUGGGGUGGAUUCUUGAUCACCCAUGAAAUCUAUGUUUUUGUUCUUGAUGGGUUUAUGAUCUUGUUGGCAUCGUAUAUUUUGUUGCCACCAUUCUAUCCAGGAUUUAUAUUUGGAAGAAACACCAAAAUUGUGGUUCCAAAGUCUUUAAAGUUCAGCGUACCGAGAGAAGGAAUAAAUAUGCUGAGGCCAGUCGAGGACAAAGUUUCACUAAUCAGAAGUGAUAAUGGUGAAAGCUUCUAG